Molecule: messenger RNA, 370 nt
Organism: Euleptes europaea (tarantolino)
Lineage: Eukaryota; Metazoa; Chordata; Lepidosauria; Squamata; Sphaerodactylidae
Gene: CMC1
Product: C-X9-C motif containing 1
Exons: 5
Coding region: 6-347 (113 amino acids)
Cellular component (GO): mitochondrion
Source: RefSeq, a predicted model, not a curated record
UGCAAAUGGAGCCUGUCUCUGGCAUGGAAGAGGAACCAAAACUCAGACAUGUCGAGAAGGAUGUUUUGAUUCCCAAAAUGAUGAGAGAGAAGGCCAGAGAGCUAUGUUCAGAAAAAGUGCAAGCUUUUUCCAAAUGUUGUCAAGACUCAGGCUUUCUGAUGGUGGUACAAUGCAGAAAGGAAAACGCAGCCCUGAAAGAAUGUCUCACUGCCCACUAUACGAAUCCAGCAUUUUAUGAAGAAUGCAAGAUUGAAUAUUUAAAGCAAAGGGAAGAGUUCAGAACAACAGGAAUUCGUCCUGGUCAGAAGGAACAGAGAAUUCCUACCACAUCAAAGUAUGGAAUAUAACAUGAAUCCAGAAGUGCUGGCAU